AUGAGUAUAGAAGGAUUGAAACAAAUUAAAUUACUUUUAAUUGGAGAAACAGGUGAUGGUAAAAGUUCAUUAGGUAAUUUUAUUCUUAAAAAGGAUGUUUUUAAAGUAAGUGAUAGUGAUGAAUCGAGUACAAAAUACGCUGGUGGAUAUUUUGGAGAAGGAGAUAGAAGUGAUGUAUUUGUUGUUGAUACUCCUUGUCUUAUUGAUGGUAGUGGAUUUAAUAAUAAAAAUAUUCAAAAUAUUAUUGAAUGUGUUAAAAACACAAGAUUACAAGGAAUUGUAUUAACAAUGAAUUAUAAUGUAAAAAGAUAUUGUGAUAAUCUUAAAUAUAUUGUUAAAGUUAUAUCUGAUGGUUUCCCAAUAAAAGGUGUUUGGAAACAUGUAUGUAUUGUAUGGACUAAAUGUUAUAACUGUUAUUCACAAAAUCAAAUUGAAAAAGAUAAAAUUGAGAAAAAAGAAUUUAAAGAAGAAAUAAUCAAAUAUUUAUUAAACAAACAAAUAGAAUAA
This is a messenger RNA of Entamoeba dispar SAW760, 507 nucleotides long. RefSeq lists its product as uncharacterized. Gene Ontology annotation, molecular function: GTP binding. The coding region runs from base 1 to 507 and encodes 168 amino acids. The transcript has a single exon. The record is from RefSeq and is a predicted model, not a curated record. NCBI's taxonomy places the organism in Eukaryota, Evosea, Mastigamoebida, Endamoebidae.